Molecule: messenger RNA, 1423 nt
Organism: Glycine soja
Lineage: Eukaryota; Viridiplantae; Streptophyta; Magnoliopsida; Fabales; Fabaceae
Product: NAC domain-containing protein 104-like
Exons: 3
Coding region: 314-883 (189 amino acids)
Biological process (GO): regulation of DNA-templated transcription; system development
Molecular function (GO): DNA binding
Source: RefSeq, a predicted model, not a curated record
UAAGUGGUACAUCACGUUCUGUUAUCCGCCGCCUUGCUUGCUUGAUGUUGAGUGCUGAAAGUACUCAAAACUUUUAUCAAACACUUGAUAAAAUAUUGAGAUAUGUAUAAGCAGUAUUGUAGUAUUGUAUUUGUAUGUGAUAAACACCAACUUCAGUUUCACGUCAGUCUCUUAUAUCUCCAUUUAGUCUUUAUUCUCUCUUUCCCUUCUUUGCAUCACAAUUCUAUAAAUACCACACCAUAUAUACCUUGUCACCCACCACCUUCAUUUUCCAUUGCUCUUUCACUCCAACCUUCCUUCCUUUGCUCCAAAAAUGGGAGAUAACAAUGUCAACCUCCCACCCGGGUUUCGCUUCUACCCCACAGAUGAAGAGCUUGUUGUUCAUUUCCUUCAAAGAAAGGCAAACCUUCUUCCUUGCCAUCCAGAUGUCAUCCCUGAUCUUGAACUCUACCCAUAUGAUCCUUGGGAACUUCAUGGUAGAGCUUUGGCAGAGGGAAAGCAAUGGUACUACUACAGCAGAAGGACACAAAAUAGGGUCACUGGCAAUGGUUAUUGGAUGCCAAUGGGAAUGGAAGAGCCAGUGGUUUCAAGCUCAAGCAAUAAGAGAGUUGGCAUGAAGAAAUAUUAUGUGUUCCAUUUGGGAGAAGCCCCUGAUGGUAACACAACCAAUUGGAUAAUGCAAGAGUAUCGUCUAUUAGAUUCUGAUUCCUCUAGCAGAUCAUCUAAAAGAAGAUCACAACCUAAACCGGACCAUAAUAAAUGGGUGAUAUGUCAAGUUUAUGAACAGGAUAACGAUGAUGAUGGUGAUGGUACAGAACUCUCUUGUUUGGAUGAAGUUUUCUUGUCAUUGGAUGAUCUUGAAGAAAUAAGUUUGCCAAAUUAGAUGAUUAUGCAAGUGAUCUAGUUAGCUGCAUUUUAUAUCCAAAUAGGAUAUUAGUUUAAGCUAAUUGUUGUUAUCAUUAUUAUUAAUAUUGUUAUUUACUGGUUGUAGUUAAAUGCAUUAGCAGUUUUUAGCUGCCAUUGUAAUCAGUGAAGUCGCUAUAGCUAGAUUUCUAUAUAGCAGCCUUUCAAGUGGGGCACUAGAUGAAAUUCGUGGCCAAACAAUAUGCAGUGUGACGUUAUGCUUUCAAAGAUCCCAUUCACUACUACAAGCAGAGGUCAAUCUUGGAAAAUUCUACGCUCUUUAGUCCUUAUUCCAACACGUGGAUAAUCACAUAUCUAGUAUCUAUUCUCAGCCAUUAAUAUAGGAGUCUUCAUUCCUCCAAUUCAAGAUAAGAUAUGCAAAAGGUCUAUUUCUUGUUUCUUAAUUUAAUUUUACAUGUAUCAUCAAUUUAGCAUAUAAUCACUUUACUACUGUUGCAUGAAAGUUUUGUGCACUUAAAGAUAUUUUCAUAGAAGAACAGCAACAAAGUCUUAUCCUCCA